GCUCCUUCCUGCUUUCAAGUGCUGCGCUCGAUUAUGCAGGCAAUUACCGCAUCCCGACAACUAUUCCUGGCCGACUCAGCCAGUCUGAAACAACCUCCAUCGUCUCUUUCGCCUUGCCUACCCCUCUUGGCGUCGUGUCAGGCGGCUGCAUGGGCACCAGACAAUUCGAGUCUCAAUCUGGCGACGGGUGCCACUGUACACCGAUACAACCCGUUCCUGAACUCUCUUGCUGAGAUAUACACGGUAUCCUCUGGAAACAACAUAUCGCAUCUCUUGUCGCGAGGGAAAGAUUCCCUCGUUUUCGCGGUCGCGGAGAGAAUCCAUGUCCUCGAAUCAACCAAGAUCACGCAGACAAUCGAAGUCCACAAAUCUCCCAUCACGACAAUAUCCAUUUCCAGCUCGAAUGAUUUGCUAGCAUCGGCCUCGUCGUCCGGUGUGCACAUUCACAAUCUCUCGCUCAACUCGCAUACCGUCCUCCGGGGUCUUCAGCUACCUGCUGGGCAAUGCGUAACGGCGUGCGCUUUUCAUCCUCACACUCGGACACGACUUCUUGUGGGUGCCGGAAAGCAGCUGUUCGUUUACGAAACGACACGUCCUUCAAGUCCUUUGAAGACUAUUAGUCUCAACGACGCCAGCGUAGAUCCUCUGGUCUCUAUUUCUUGCAGUCCCUUCUCGAAAACCUUGGUGGCCACUGCUAGCUCCAACGGAUGCGUUUCGCUUGUCGAUCUGGAGAAGGAGAAAGGGCUUUUCCGCACAUUGAACUUGAAAGUUGAACUGACUUGCCUCACGUUCUCUCAAGAUGGUUCAUUGAUCUACCUUGGAACGGCAUCGGGCAAACUCUUGCUUUUGGAUCUGCGUGCACUGGACAAACCACCCAAGGUAGUGAUCAUAAGCGAGGAUGGAUCCCCGGUAGAGACGAUAUCUGUCCAGAGAAAACUAAAAACUCCGGAAUCGACAGCGAAACCACUUUCUACUGCGAAAGAGCCUGCGGUCACGACGAAGCCUAAGACUCUCGAGGUCAAAGGACAGCAGGAUCCUUCUCCAGCAAAGCGCCGGACCGAAAAGGAAAAGCUGGCCGGCGUGUCUUCCCGCAAACUGCUGUCUCCGCCAGCAAACGCACAUUCCAAGGUCUUGUCCCCGUCAAACGGAGUCAGGGAGCGAGUCCGCAGCCACAAGAAGGAGGAGAGCGUCUCGACUAGACCACGAAAGAUCUCUGCAACCGAGUCCCUUUCAGCGCGGUCAGAAGCGCGCCGGAUGGCCACUUCAACGACUCUGCGACCUGGAGCAGCGACCUCGCGAAGAACUUCGUCUAUAUCUCAGAAAACCCCCGCCGCUGCAGCGCCUAUGAGCCGAACGCCGUCACCCGAUCUUCCCAGUUUCACCGCGCAACCGAUAACGCCUGCUGGCAAUGGCAAAGUCUUUGCCCAUCUACAGACCCCCCAAGAGGGAAAGGAGCGAAACAAGGGGAAAACCGUGCUCUUCAGAGAGGCAGAUGAGCCUGACGCAGAUGAAGAGAACGAGCAAGCGGAGCGAGAAAAAAGUCUCUCGAUACAGAUUUCUCCCCGAAGACCAUCAAUACCAGCAAUGGCUUCUAAUAACUGGGCACCCUCUCCCUUGAGGAACGCCAUACCUGCAUCUCCAGGAAACCCAUCUGCACAAGGAGCGCAAGAAUUCUUGCGAAACAUUGUUCGUGACGUCAUGUUCGAUUUGCACCAAGAACAGAAGGCGGAGAUGGUCGGAAUGCACCUAGAUAUGCUGAGAAUGGGUCGCGGAUGGAAGAAGGAAUUGCGAGAGCUUAUGGAUGAGUAUGUCGGCGAUCUGCGCGAUCUGAGGGAAGAGAACAAGAGGUUGAGGGAAGAAAACGAGCGUCUUCGUCGAGGAUAUUGAUUAUUUGAUUUCAUGCGCACGGACUUCUGUAUAUCCCUACCUCCAAGUGUAAAUACAGGAAUCCAUGUACACUCAUGCCAAUGACAAGGGCAGGACCCUCUCCACGUGAUGGACAUGCGACAAAUGUGACACUACGCGUUUGUGACCGCCCCCCGCUGCUACCAGAUAUCAUGUUCAAGAUCGAGGAGCGCACCCUGUCAGACAGCAAAAACAAUCUUGUCGAACUCCACAAGCACGAGAACUAUCCUUUCAGGCUCAACUUCUACGACAAACCACCACUGUUCGACGUGACAGUAGAAGAGUUCGAGACAUCGGCACUCAACAGACUACGCGUCUUGGCGGAGAUUGAGUCGUCUGCUGCGCGGAACAGGACCUGGGAGGAAACGAAGACGGUGACACUUGCCCAGUGCGAGAAAUACCUGCCCCUCAAGCAUUCGAGUGCAUUGGGUGCGGACAAAGAGGCACAGCGCAGAGCGGAUCACUUGGGUCACUUUGUGCUGAGACUGGCCUUCUGCCGAUCAGACGAGCUUCGGCGGCGGUUUGUCAAGGCAGAAUGCACACUAUUCAAGAUUCGCUACGAAACGGACGACAGUUCCGAACGGGAGAGAUUUCUCAGCUCGAGAGACCUGAAAUCUCAAUCGGUGAGCCCGAAAGAGAAGGAAACAUACAAGGAGCAGCUCUUAUCAUACUCUGGUCGUUUCGAAACGUUCGACGCGGAAAAGUAUUACAAGGUGCGAUGGACGAGCGUUCCGGAUCUCGUAGAGAAGCGCAAAGUAUUCCUGAAAGGCGGCUGGGCGUACGUGCCAAGUCGCGAGCAAUCGAGCAUUGUCUAUCAAGAAUACGAAGAACAUCUCGAUCGAGACCUCAAGGCGACUGCCCGAACCUUGCCGCGCAUUGACGACGAUACCCGACUGAAAAACAUUCUGGACAACCUGUCCCGUGGCUUCGAAGCCGGAAUUUCUGCUCAAUGGAGCUCUGGCCCGGCUAAUGCCAACGGCGAGGCUAUCACAGCUGACAUGGUUGAUCAAUUGGCAGUCGACCAUUUCCCAAUGUGCAUGCGCAAUACACAUCAGAAACUGCGACGUGAUCACCACUUGAAGCACUUUGGGAGAUUGGAAUACGGUCUCUUCCUCAAAGUAUUGGGGCUUUCCGUGGAAGAGGCGAUUGUCUUCUGGCGCAAGUCAUUUGACAGGAUCACCGACGACACGUUCAACAAAAUGUAUCGUUACAACAUACGGCACACUUACGGCCUCGAAGGGAAAAGGGCAAACUAUCCGGCAAAGAAUUGCCAACAAAUUCUGACGUCUGGCGGCGAUCCAGGCUGCCCGUUCAGGCACUUUGCAGAAGACAAUCUCCAGUCUGCGCUCAUGUCUUCAUAUGGGUCGAUGGGGCUGACUUCCGCUGACUUGAAUGAGGUCAUGUAUCAGGUCCGACAGAGCCAUUUCCAUGUAGCUUGCACCAGGGUGUUCGAGAUCACGCAUGCGGGACAUGGCGUGAAGAAGGGUGACGGAAUCGGAGGCGGGGAGAGUGUGACCCAUCCAAAUCAGUAUACAGCAAAGAGCAUGGAGCUCUCGAAGGAGAAGGAAGAGAUCAAGAUGGUGGUAGGAUGAGAUCUCGCUGUACAGUCGUCAUUGUAUGAUUGUAUCCAGUGCAGUGGUUGGACGGAUAUGGAUAGCGCGUCAUCCAUCCUGCGUCAUGACAUCAUGUGAUCCACCGCCCAUUCACGACCUCCACGACCACCAUGAGCGUCCGCCAGAAAUCUCAGAAGGAGUCGCGUGCCGAUGCUCUGCAGCAGUACAAGGACUCGGAGGGACAUUUUUCCCUCGUCAGGAACUUUCGUCUUGCGGACCUUGUGACCAUCAUGAAUGGUGUCUGCGGCUCCUUCUCCAUAUUCUCAUCGGCGCACUACCUAGUGAACAACGACAUCGAUUAUCUGUGGUCUGCAUUGGCCUUCCCUCUUGCUGGUCUCAUGUUCGACUUUUUCGAUGGCAAGGUUGCACGAUGGAGAAAAUCAAGUAGCAUGCUCGGUCAGGAGUUGGACAGUCUGGCUGACCUCAUCUCGUUUGGCGUCGCUCCCGCUCUAUUAGCCUUUGUCGUUGGGCUGCGCACGUACCUCGAUACCGUUAUCCUCGCUGGAUUUAUCUGCUGCGGUCUUGCUCGUCUCGCACGCUUCAAUGCCACGGUUGCACUCAUUCCCAAGGAUGGUGCAGGCAAAGCCAAGUACUUUGAAGGGCUCCCCAUUCCUUCCUCUCUCGCUCUUGUCGCCGUGUUGGCAUACUGGACGAAGCAAGGCUGGAUCGAGGGCCAGCAGGGCAUACCCCUGGGGAAAAUGGUGUUGUGGGGACAGGCUGGAGGACGAGGAGAACUGCAUAUUGUGAGCGCUGUGUUUGGAUGCUGGGCCGCCGCUAUGGUCAGCAAGACUCUACGUGUCCCGAAAAUAUGAGAGACAAUCCUAUCAUACCGAAGUAUAAGCGUACAUCCUCCUACAUAUAUGAAUCCUACUUCCUUGCUCUUCCCUGUGGGGUGAGAAGCAGCGCGUCCUUUCCCCUUUCGGAAGUACAUUCUUUGUUUGGACCGCGUUGUUUACGCGACUCGACUUGACCCACCCCCUCGUCGCCCUAGCAGAUCCACGCGACGAAUCUCUCAUCUUGUUGAUACAACAUACAGCCAAAUGACUUCACGUCCAAAGGAUGUGCAACGGCUGUUUCUUCAGGCCGUGCUAUCGCGCGGAAUUCUUUCCGACAAGCUGGCUCAAACUCUAUGGAGCAAAUGUCGCGAAGCAGUUCAGGAGGACGGCGUUGAGCUCUCGGAUGACACUUGGGAGGAUUUUCUUGUCGGAGUGUCCGACUCCCUCAAUCCUCUCGAUCUAGAGUUCCGCGGUGUCUUGGAUGAGAGCAACGGCCGGAAGAUGUUCGCCAUGGUGAACCGCAAAGACGAUGCGAUCGCCCAGCUCGCUACAGACUACACGCCGGGCGAGAUCGCGUUUUUCAAAGCGCUCAUUGAGCAAAUCAUACUCGCGCCGCGGCAUUCCUUCUCCAUAUCAUCCAUGGCAGCUCUUCGCGAAGUCAGCACACUCAAACCCAAGUCGAAUAUGACCAAGACACAGGCGGAGAUUGUUCUGUCCAGCUUCGUUGGCAAAGGUUGGCUGCUGAGAAGCAGGCGGGGUCGAUACUCUCUAGCUACGCGCGCACUUGUAGAACUGGAUUUGUACUUACGAGCGGCGUAUGCGGAUGAGGUCUUGACCUGUUCGAGACCCAGCUGUGGAGAACUGGUGACCAAAGGUGUCGGCUGCCCUGCUGCAGACUGUGAUGCUCACUUCCAUGGGCACUGUAUGGGCAAGAGGUCUUCCCGGAGGACCUGUCCCAAGUGUGGCAAAGACUGGCCCUCAGAUGUCGAAAGUAUGGUUCCCGUUGGAGAGGGUGCUGUCAGAGACGGCGACGACGGGAAGAGACGAGUGAGAAAGUCGGUCGAGGACAGCGAUGAAGAUGACGAGGACGAAGAGGACGACUCAGAGGAAGAUGCAGCAGAAUCUAGUCAGCCAAAACGUCAGGGCAGGGGGCGAGUUGAUGAUUCUAUGGAUGUCGAGGAGGACGAACAAGAGACACCUAAAGGCAAACGACGAUCGCGAGCGAAUCAGUAGAUAGAUUGGUCAAUAGUCUAGUAUGCCGUCUAUUAAUGAUGCUAUGAA
Mycena citricolor is the source of this 5575-nucleotide messenger RNA. The record is from the annotation of a GenBank genome assembly. NCBI's taxonomy places the organism in Eukaryota, Fungi, Basidiomycota, Agaricomycetes, Agaricales, Mycenaceae.